This is a messenger RNA of Didymodactylos carnosus, 945 nucleotides long. NCBI's taxonomy places the organism in Eukaryota, Metazoa, Rotifera, Eurotatoria, Philodinida, Philodinidae. The record is from the annotation of a GenBank genome assembly.
AUGGUGAUCUCAAUGUCACGCGAAUCAAAUUUAUCUGAAGCAUUAAUUCAAUGUAAAAAACUUGAAAAGAAUUUUAUCAAACGUGAAUAUACGCUCAUUGAUAAAGAGCGACAAAAAAUUCGUUCAAGUAUUGAUCGUCAUAUGGAAACAUUUUUAGCCUUAAAUAAAAAACGUCACGAAAAUUGGUGGAAACAUGAUCGUCAUUUUCGAGAAUAUGUUCGUAAAGAAAAAGAAAAAUUUCGAAAACCAUUAAAAACUGAAAGUUUUAAUCGUCCUCAAACACCAUUUAAAAUGUUAGAAAUUAAUCAUGCAAAUUUAUUUGAUUCAUCGGAAACAGAGAGUAUUGUGUUACCCACGAUUACCGAUACUGUUAUAUUAAAACCAAUGAUAAACAAUAAUCAGAUAAGAAAGAAACGUGAGAAUAGAUUAUCGUCAGCAACACCAAUAUCAAAAGUUGAACGACGUGUACAACAAGUAUUAAAAUCAUCACAAAAACUUUUAGCUGAAUCGGCAGCAAAGAAUAGCCGUGAAAAAAGAUUAAAACCAAAACCAUUGUUCUCUUCGUCCUCAUUUUCUCUACAGUCAUCAGGAGUAUUAUCAAAUUCAACUAUGAGAACAACAUCAUCGUCGAUAACAUCUCCUCCCGUUGGUGGAUAUCAUUACAGGCCUAUACCACCAAUUGAUGAUGACUAUUAUCAAAAAUUAUUACAACAAUCAAUUCAGCGCGAAACAUACGAUGAAUUUAUUGAUCAUUUUGUUAAAUUUCGUCCAGAAUUUCGUGAAAAAUUUUCUUAUAUACAUGAAGAUAUGAAAAGAAAUAUAGCUAUUGGAAAAUUGAGAAAUUUUAAUAAUGUACAAGCUAAAACAAAAGAUGAACGUUAUCAUCAACUAAUUAGUAGUUUAUCAGAUUUUAGCUCAAAUGAGUCGUUAUCACGAAGAAAAUAG